AUGGCCUCCAGACAAGUCUUUCGCCGCUCCGCCGACAUCCUCCGCGCCUCCUCCGCGCGCGUUCCCGUCUUCCGCCAAGCAGCAUCCGCGCUGCUGCAAACGCAGCAUUCCGCGCAUUACGCCACGUCGUCGCCCUCCGCUUCCGCCUCCCCCGCCCUGCCGACAGCAUCCCUUUCCUCGCGUGCUCCAGUCGAAUCGCAUGUGUCAGCGGCGUCCUUCCAGCGGCGAGGCUUCGCCAUCACGGCCACGGAGGAUCUCGUGAAGCUGCCACGUGUCACCGAUCCGAGCGCGCUGAGCACGCUCAAGGAAGCUCUGGCGACGGGGUGGGUGCCGUGCGACUCGGCCGUGAUCGCCAAGAUCGACAAGACGAUCAAAAGCACCGAUGACGCGGUGGCAAAGGAGGCGCUGUCGGCGCUCAAGGCAGCAGCGGGGGCGGUGGAGGUGUUUGGGGAGAAGCUGGAGCUGCUGCGCCUGGAGCUCGAUGAACUCAGUGGCGGCAAGUUCGGUGGCGAGGCGGUGGGGAAGAUCCCCGAGGAUGUGAAGGCGGCGCUGGCGUCGGCGCUGAGGCGGUACUCGGCGUACCUGGCGGCGUUUGGGGCGGAGGAGGGGUGGCUGCAGCGCAAGGUGAAGGAGGAGCUGGGCGGCGUGCUCAUCACCGUCAAGCAGCGCUGCAGCGGGCUCGAGGAGGAGUGGAACCAGAUUAGUCUGCUGGGCACAUCGGGGCUCGGAGUAAACUCGCUCCCUCGUCAUGGCGGCCGGCCGAACUUCAACGACUGGGUGAAGUCGUACCGCCCCGACUUGGCCUCGCAUCAGUUCGAACCCAUCCGCAUCCGCGCCCCCAGACAAAUACCAGAGGAGUACCGGGACGUGCACAUCCCAUCGGAGGAGGAGCUGCAGAUGCUAGCUCAGUUUGGCCACGCGCACCACGCCUCAUACUACUUCAACACCAAGCCCGCCGCUGCCAUGGCCGCUGCUGCUGAAGCCGCAGCAGGGGUUGGGGUUGGCGACCAGAAGCCCUAG
Messenger RNA from Closterium sp. Naga37s-1, 1020 nucleotides. The record is from the annotation of a GenBank genome assembly. Lineage: Eukaryota; Viridiplantae; Streptophyta; Zygnematophyceae; Desmidiales; Closteriaceae.